AUGAUGGAUCUCAAUUGGGGUUUCAUAUCCUCCAGCACUUGGGUAAAAGGAGCCCUUAUCCUAUUGCUCACGGUAGCCAUAGUACUCUACUGGUAUAUCCGAGUCCCAGGGGAUAUGCCAAAGAAUAUCCCCAAAGUCCCCAUUUACAUCUCUCUAAUAGGUCUAUGGAGUGAUAUGGGCCAAGAUACAAUUUAUGAUCGCUGGCUGCGCGAGCCGUUGGAAAAAUACGGUGCUGUACAGAUCUGGUUCGCAGGGCGGUGGAAUGUGCUCGCAACAAAACCGCAGUAUUUGGUGGAUAUGUUCCGACAUGAGGAUGUUUAUGCAAAGGCUGGUAGCCAGAAGAAAAUUCCCUGGAGUGUUAUCGCUGCGCUUGUCGGUGAUAAUAUUAUCAAUGCGCAUGGAGACAAUUGGAAGCUUUUUACAUCGAUUAUGAAGCCGGGCCUGCAGAGGCGAAUUACCGAUUCAAAGCCGCUUUUGAUGAAGUCCAGGCUUUUUGUGGAUACAUUGAUUGUGGAGCAGUGGGGACUAGGGGCAAAUGGUGUCUCAGUCAACCCAAUAAUUCAACGGUGGGCAUUGAGUUGUAUGGGGUUGAGUUUCAUGGGCGUCGAUCUCCAGGCACUGGAGAAGCCUGGCCAGCGCAUUGAGCAGUUACAAACAAUCAUAAAGAAAACUCUUUUUAAGCCGUUAUUCUUCAAUUUCCCCGAUCUCGAUCGCUUUCCCUACCUCUUCCAUCAACGGAGGGUUGCAUUCGAAAUCAUGCAAGAAUUCGGAGAUCUACUAUGUGAGACCGUGAAGAAGAGACCGCCAACAACGGGCGAAGAAAACAGCACAGAACAAGUUGUCGACUUACUUGACAACGCUCUCAAAGAAGGCAAAAUAACUGAGACAGAAUACCGCAAUAAUCUCAAAGUUACUUUCCUCACAGCACAUGAAAAUGCCCAGCAGCUCCUAAACUCGGCGUUCUGGGAGUUGGGGGAUAAUCAGGCAGUGCAACGAAAGCUUCGAGAUGAGAUCCUCGCUAUGGAUACCCUGGAACCAUCAGUUGAUCAAGUCAAUUCAAUGCCAUAUCUCUUCUCUGUCGUUCUAGAGCUUCUCCGUCUAUACCCACCUGUAUCUCAAUUGAUCAAUCGAGUCACAACACAGAAGUCCAUCUUGGGCGGAGAUAUCGUCAUUCCGAAUCAUACAUGGGUAGGAUGGAAUGCAUUCGGCGUUCAUACAGAUACAGAAGUCUGGGGGCCUACCGCAAGAGACUUUAUUCCAGAGCGCUGGGGCCAAGAUGUUCGGACUAUUCAGAAUGCCGUACGCAGCAAGACUACACAGUGCCAUUUUAUUGCAUUCAAUGCCCAUUCUCGAAAGUGUCUGGGACAGGGCUUCGCGGUGCUGCAAAUGAAGAUCUUGUUAUUUGAGAUGGUUCGACGUAUUGAGUGGACAGUUGAUCCAACAUAUGAACUAAAAUUGACGUCGGGUGGAAUCCUAGCACCAUUAAUGCUUCGUGUAAUGAUACAAGAAAGGACAGAAUCGGACCAUUGA
Molecule: messenger RNA, 1530 nt
Organism: Penicillium malachiteum
Lineage: Eukaryota; Fungi; Ascomycota; Eurotiomycetes; Eurotiales; Aspergillaceae
Gene: xanG
Product: cytochrome P450 monooxygenase xanG
Exons: 3
Coding region: 1-1530 (509 amino acids)
Molecular function (GO): oxidoreductase activity, acting on paired donors, with incorporation or reduction of molecular oxygen; iron ion binding; heme binding
Source: RefSeq, a predicted model, not a curated record